GUGGAAAGUGAUAAAGGAAAGCGACAGCUGAGGGCUGCCAGUCAACAGGCGGACCACCCUGGGAAAGACGAGAGGAGCGUGCAAGUGGGCCGCGUGAGACAAGCAAGAAGCGCCGCCGACAAGUCGACUUUGAACGACCGGACCGUCUCGCUAUGCCACUAAUCGUCAGGCCGGAAAACAGCCGCCCGGCAAAAGCCCUUUGGUUUGACCGCUCCAAAUUUGUUUUUCUCAAUUUCAUGGUUGAAGACAGUAAGGACGUGCGAGUCGACAUUCAAGAAGAUAAACUCAUUUUCAGCUGCAAGUCGGCAGAUGACACCGACAUUUACAACGAGAUCCACUUCUUUGAUAAAGUGCAACCGAAGGACUCGAGGGAGAGAAGGUACGAUAGGACGAUCAACGUGCUCUUGAGGAAGAUGAAAGAAAAUGUCGCCUGGCCCCGGAUGACCAAGGAUACGGGCAAGCCCAUUUGGUUGGCGGUUGACUUUGACAACUGGAGAGACUGGGAGACAGAAGAGGAGGAGGGCAUGGCGGAGUACGAGAAAUACCUUGAUAUGCUGCAGGGUAUGAGCAAGAAGGGCCCACCGCCUAAAAUGGAUGACCUUGAUGACCUGGACGACGAUGACUGAGAUUCUGAGCAGAGCCACAGUGAUGCCAGUGGCAACAGAGGAGAAAAGAAACCCGUCAAGAGCAGGAAUUGGCCAUUGGAUUACUUUCAAUGAAAUAUUUACGGAGUAAAAUCUAAAGAAUAAAAGGGUCUACAUUUUGUUAUUAAGUUGUACAAUAUUUGUCUUUUUUUAUGCCUGCUGAAAGCCUUUGCCCUUUGUUUUGUAACUUAUUGAAUCUUUAAUUAAACACCCUAAAGCUUA
This is a messenger RNA of Polypterus senegalus (gray bichir), 866 nucleotides long. RefSeq names its product prostaglandin E synthase 3 like (gene ptges3l). Gene Ontology annotation, cellular component: cytosol; nucleus. Lineage: Eukaryota; Metazoa; Chordata; Cladistia; Polypteriformes; Polypteridae. Gene Ontology annotation, biological process: chaperone-mediated protein complex assembly; protein folding. The record is from RefSeq and is a predicted model, not a curated record. Gene Ontology annotation, molecular function: Hsp90 protein binding; protein-folding chaperone binding. The coding region runs from base 153 to 626 and encodes 157 amino acids. The transcript is spliced from 8 exons.